AUGCCGUCCAUCCUCAGCGACGACGACAAGGACACCGUCAAGCGGAUCGUGCCCAAGCAGUCUAACAAGAUUCAGGCAGUGGCCGUUGCUAGACUCUACGUCGCUUACCCCAAUCGCUCAAAAUGGACCUAUACCGGACUGCAGGGAGCUAUCGUGCUCGCCAACGACCUGGUUGGGCAUACCUACUGGUUGAAGCUGGUUGACAUUUCGCCCUCCAAUCGAGGAGUCAUUUGGGAUCAGGAAAUCUUUGAUACGUGGCACUACAACCAGGACCGAACCUUUUUCCAUACUUUCGAACUGGAGGAGUGUCUAGCUGCUCUAAGCUUCGUCGAUGAAAAGGAGGCCAAGCAGUUCAAGAAGAAGAUGGACGAGCGCGAGAAGAAUGCGAGCCGAUCUACCAAGUCUACACCCUUUGGAGGAGGUGCCCAGCCUACUCACAAGCACGGCAUCCUGGGGGGUCUUUUUGGUCACCGCCAUUCCUCUCAUUCCCACAACACGGCCCCGACCCCUCCAGAGUCUCCACGAAUGACCUCGAACCCCGUCCAGCAUCAUGUUGUCAACUCCACGGGAAGCAUCAAUGGCGUCAAGCCAUCCGAGUUUGCGCUCCUCGACGCUUUUGAUCCUCUUUGGCGGGAGCAUUUUGGUGCCGAUCUUCAGGAAAAGGGGUUGACCGACGACUUUAUCAAAGAGAACCAGGAGUUUAUCGUCGACUUCUUGAGGGAGGAGCAGCAGAAGCUGAACCAACCGCAUUCGACGCCGCCACCACCACCUCCUCCUCCUGCGUCGGCACCUACCAACGGAAAUGAUGGACGCGGCUCACGAGCUCCACCGCCUCCGCCCCCGGCCGGACGCAAUCAUUCUCCUCCUGCGCCUCCGGCUCCGAGAAAAGGCGGGCCCCCACCUCCGCCGGCUCCGCGACGAUCCGGCAAGGCGGAGUCUCCUGCACCUGAAAGGCCGGCGUCACCUCCCCGACCCAAAUUCAGCGUUCCUCCGCCAUUGGCCGAUGCCGGCAAGUUCUCGCGUCCAGAGCCUCCGAAACCAGUUGCUGCGGCCCCCAACCCUGGACCACCACCGCCUCCUCGGCCGGCCAAGACGCCGCUCGACCCGCAGAAGAACGACGGCCACAAGUUUGGCGUUCCUCCCCCCUUCGCCGGCGCCAGAGUUCCUCCCCCGACACCCAGCCGUGGACCAGUCCCCCCUCCGCCUCCCCCGCGUGGAAACGACUCUCACGCUGCGCCUGCGGCUCUUCCUCCACCUCUACCACCAAAGGUGCCGGCAUCUGGAGCUCCACCGCUGCCUCCUCCGAGCUCGCGUCCCGUACCCCCUCCCCCGGCCGCCAGCAGUCAUCCUCCCCUUCCACCACCUCUACCCCCGACAAACAAUGUGCCUCCGCCUUUGCCUCCUACCAGCGGCGCUCCUCCUCCCCCUCCGCUACCCCCGACAAGUGGUGCUCCUCCACCCCCUCCUCUGCCGCCAACUUCAGCUGGUGCACCUCCUCCUCCUCCUCCUCCUCCACCGCCCCCGGGAAUGUCUGCGCCAGCUCUGCCAUCGGGAGAUACUGGCCGGUCAGCCAUGCUGGGAGAUAUCCAGCGAGCGGGUGGUAUCGCCUCGCUUAAGAAGGUUGAUCGCUCGCAGAUUCGCGACCGAAGUGGUGCCCAAGUUGCUGGUAGUGAGUCUGGCGGCGGCGGCGGCGCUGCUGGAGCUCCCGGUGCACCUGGUGGUGGCGGUGGUAUGGCUGAUGCUCUGGCUGCCGCGUUGCAGAAGCGAAAAGAAAAGGUCUCUAAGAGUGACGACGAGAGCGACAACGACGAAUGGUAA
Molecule: messenger RNA, 1818 nt
Organism: Fusarium vanettenii 77-13-4
Lineage: Eukaryota; Fungi; Ascomycota; Sordariomycetes; Hypocreales; Nectriaceae
Exons: 4
Coding region: 1-1818 (605 amino acids)
Biological process (GO): actin filament polymerization
Cellular component (GO): cytoplasm; actin filament
Molecular function (GO): microtubule binding; actin binding
Source: RefSeq, a predicted model, not a curated record